UGUAUAUUAUAAUUCUCUAUAUUCUUAUUCUUAAAUACGGACGGUAUAAAAACCGGAAAUUACGUGUGCGUCUCUAUCAACGCGAGAUUAGAACAAUAAGCGAAAUUCUGUGAGCGCUCAGUUCUUCUCAUUCAUCGUUGAGACUGGUUUUACUAUGGCAACAACAGAAGUACGGCUUAAUCAUACUAUUUACAUCAACAACCUUAACGAAAAAAUCAAGAAAGAUGAGUUGAAGAAGUCCUUGUACGCCAUUUUCUCACAGUUUGGACAAAUCUUGGACAUCUUGGUCGCACGAAAUCUGAAGAUGAAGGGUCAGGCUUUUGUUAUCUUCAAAGAGAUAAACAGUGCCUCCAAUGCUCUGAGAUCCAUGCAGGGCUUCCCUUUUUAUGACAAACCUAUGCGGAUCCAGUAUGCCAAGCAGGACUCAGACAUCAUAGCUAAAAUGAAGGGGACAUUUGUAGAGCGUGACCGAAAAAAAGAAAAAAAGAAGCCCAAAGGACCAGAUGCAGCUGGAGCCAAGAAAGGUGUACCAGGAGCUGCUGCACCUAUGGUGGCUGGAGUGCCUGCUGCAAUGCCUGGUAUGCCUCCUAUGAGUCAGGCUCCUCGUAUGAUGCACAUGCCGGGUCAGCCACCCUAUAUGCCCCCUCCAGGCAUGAUGCCCCCGCCUGGGAUGGCACCUGGUCAGAUGCCCCCUGGUGCCAUGCCUCCAGGUCAAAUGAUGCCAGGACAGAUGCCCGGACAAAUGCCUCAGCAGGUAUUGUGUCCAGAAAAUCCACCAAAUCACAUCCUGUUCCUCACCAACCUCCCAGAAGAAACAAACGAACUCAUGCUCUCCAUGCUCUUCAACCAGUUCCCAGGAUAGGAGGUACGUCUGGUCCCAGGUCGCCACGAUAUCGCCUUUGUGGAGUUUGAGAAUGAAGUGCAGGCUGGUGCUGCACGAGAGGCACUGCAAGGCUUUAAGAUUACACAAACAAAUGCCAUGAAGAUCUCAUUUGCCAAGAAAUAAUGCCUAUUCAGACCCAUUUUCUCUUAAAUGCCACAGCAUUUUUUUUUUUUUUUUAAUAAAUCUACUACAGUGACACAAACUGUCACAAAAAAACAUUUUUAGCAGUGAACAUUUCUCAAUGGGUGGCGUAAUAUUUUUCCGUUCUGAUUACAUGUAAGUAUACAGCUUUUUACAUGUAAGUAUUGUUUUUUUUAUCUUCAAGUUGCUGUAUUUUGUCAUAUCACACUGUUAAGUUUAGUUAUCUAGAUUAACUGUAAUGUGAAUAUGGAGGUUGGGUUGUUUGUGUUCAGAUGGAAAAGACUAUUGUGAAAUGUGGUGAGGUUAUGGUUGGCUUCCUUUUCUGGAUUAACACAGGAUUCUGACAGCAACUUGAUGUUUUUGUUGUUUGUGUUUUUUUUUCUUCACCUUAAAGCAUUGCACCCAGGGUCUGUCCUACCAGACAUUGUAUCUGGAGCUUUUCCUUUUAUAUUAAAAAAAAAAAAUAAAUUUUUUG
Messenger RNA from Sphaeramia orbicularis (orbiculate cardinalfish), 1499 nucleotides. It is a transcript of the gene snrpa, whose product is annotated as small nuclear ribonucleoprotein polypeptide A. Gene Ontology annotation, molecular function: RNA binding. The record is from RefSeq and is a predicted model, not a curated record. Lineage: Eukaryota; Metazoa; Chordata; Actinopteri; Kurtiformes; Apogonidae.